Molecule: messenger RNA, 4121 nt
Organism: Gadus macrocephalus (Pacific cod)
Lineage: Eukaryota; Metazoa; Chordata; Actinopteri; Gadiformes; Gadidae
Gene: slc12a1
Product: solute carrier family 12 member 1
Exons: 26
Coding region: 244-3402 (1052 amino acids)
Biological process (GO): sodium ion transmembrane transport; chloride ion homeostasis; chloride transmembrane transport
Cellular component (GO): membrane
Molecular function (GO): sodium:potassium:chloride symporter activity
Source: RefSeq, a predicted model, not a curated record
CGUUAUAUGGCCCUGUUUCACAGGGUAUAAAGCAGGGGUCAUCACAGCUCAGAUUCCAUAGGACAGCCUUAGAGUGGCUCAGGAAAGCAUCAAUAGGUUCAGGUUCAACACAUAUCUUGUUAGCUUUGGUCCAGUCCAACAGAUCUGUAUCCUGCAUGACCAUAAGAGGUUGCAGCAAGGUGACGGAUCUCAUUGAAAGAGUAGAGUGCACAGCUGCUUCUAUCUGGCAUUGAGAGACAUCUGAUGGAGAGGAAAAUCAGUGGCGGUGGGGAGUUCGUCAACCAAGCUUUUGACAGCACAGGUGACAAUGAGACAUCGUUUUCCGGAAAUGGCAACGGCGUCUCCAACGGGGACCACCGGGCGGUGCGUGCCUCCGUGGUGAGCGCCUUCGGUCACGACACCUUGGACCGCGUUCCCCACAUUGAUCUCUAUCGCAACGCCGGAAGCAUCAGCGGACACCGGGCUGUGAGACCUUCUCUGCAGGAGCUGCACGAUGUCUUCCAGAAGGGUGGCGAUAUCUCAGUGCCGGACACGUUGGCGGACGACGAGGAGAGCAGCGAAGGGUUCCCGUCAGAUGACCUGGAGUCGGCUGUCCCUGUUGAAAAGAAAAAAGGAGGCCCAAUAAAAUUUGGUUGGAUAAAGGGGGUCUUGGUGCGAUGCAUGCUGAACAUCUGGGGUGUCAUGCUGUUCAUCCGUCUGUCCUGGGUGUUUGGUCAGGCCGGCUGGGGCCUUGGGAUUGUUGUUAUUCUCUUGAGCUGUGUGGUAACCACCAUCACUGGCCUUUCCAUGUCUGCUAUUUGUACGAACGGAAUUGUCAGAGGAGGAGGAGCCUACUACUUGAUAUCUCGCAGCUUAGGACCAGAAUUUGGAGGCUCCAUCGGUUUGAUCUUUGCGUUUGCCAAUGCGGUGGCCGUAUCUAUGUAUGUGGUUGGAUUUGCAGAGACUGUGGUUCAGCUUCUCAUAGACUAUGAUUCCAUCAUGGUGGAUCCGUUGAAUGACAUCAGGAUCAUUGGCUGUAUCACAGUGGUGUUGCUCCUGGGCAUAUCAUUAGCUGGUAUGGCAUGGGAAGCCAAGGCCCAGAUUGUUCUGCUCGUUAUCUUGUUGGCGGCCAUUGUCAACGUGUUUGUGGGAACCUUCAUCCCGGCCACCGAAACUAAGAAAACACAAGGCUUCUUCAACUAUCAAGCAAACAUAUUCAUGGAAAACUUUACACCAGAUUUCCGAGGACCAGAGUCCUUUUUCUCAGUUUUUGCCAUCUUCUUCCCUGCUGCCACUGGCAUUCUUGCCGGAGCCAACAUCUCUGGAGACUUGAAGGAUCCUCAAGCAGCCAUUCCUAAGGGCACCUUGUGGGCCAUUUUGAUCACGGGUAUCACUUACCUCGCAGUAGCCCUCAGUGUCUCUGCCUGUGUUGUCCGUGAUGCCACUGGAAACAUGACUUCCUUUAUCAACACCACGUUCAUGCCAGCAGAGGAUUGCAAUGGUCCUUCAGUGGCUGCCUGUGAACUGGGGUACAACUUCUCCUCCUGUGUUACAAACCCAGAUUCCUGCAAGUUUGGCUCGAUGCAUAACUUCCAGGUGAUGACCAUGGUCUCAGGGUUUGGUCCCCUCAUCAUCGCCGGAACAUUCUCAGCCACCCUAUCCUCUGCCCUUGCUUCACUAGUCAGUGCUCCCAAAGUCUUCCAGGCACUAUGCAAGGACAACAUCUACACAGCACUGCAUUUCUUUGCUAAGGGAAGCGGCAAGAACAACGAGCCCAUCCGCGGCUACGUCCUCACCUUCUUAAUCUCUGUUGCCUUCAUUCUCAUAGGCGACCUGAACGUUAUCGCUCCCAUCAUUUCCAACUUCUUCUUGGCCUCCUACGCUCUCAUCAACUUCUCCUGCUUCCACGCCUCCUACGCCAAGUCUCCAGGCUGGCGCCCGGCAUACAAAUUCUACAACAUGUGGCUGUCGCUGGUGGGUGCGGUGUUAUGCUGUGUUGUCAUGUUUGUCAUCAACUGGUGGGCCGCGCUCCUCACCUACGGCAUCGAGAUCCUUCUGUACAUCUACGUCACCGUCAAAAAGCCCAACGUGAACUGGGGUUCGUCCACCCAGGCGGUGACCUUUGUCAGCGCGGUCAGCAAUGCCCUGUCUCUGUCUGGCAUCGAGGAACAUGUGAAAAACUUCAGGCCUCAGAUCAUUGUCCUCACUGGCUCGGUACGCACUAGACCGGCUCUCCUGGACCUGGCUCACUCCUUAUCCAAGACCUAUGGACUCUGUCUUACCUCUGAAGUCUUUGUGGGCCCAAGGUGGAAGGUGCUUCAGGAGAUGAACGCUGGCAUGGAGAAGAACCAACUAUGGCUUCAUAAAAACAAACGCAAAGCCUUCUACACUGCAGUGGCCAGCGAUGACUUCAGGCAAGGGGCAGACGCCCUACUGCAGAGCUCUGGUCUGGGCCGCUUGAAGCCUAACAUCCUCAUGAUGGGCUUCAAAAGAGACUGGAGGAGCGCCGACACUCAGGCCAUCAAGAACUAUGUGGGAGUUCUCCACGAUGCAUUUGACUUUGAGUACGGCACUCUGGUGCUCAGAGUGCCCCAGGGUCUGGACAUGUCUCAGUUCGUAGAGGAAGAAGAGGAAAUGAUGAAAGCUGCGAAGGAGCAAGAGGCUCAGGAGAAGGAGGUCAUGUCCAAUGGAGUGAAAGGAAAGGGAAGGUUCAGGAAAUCGAAGAACUCAUCUCAACAAGUGCUCACCACCAGAGUAUCAGUGUGCAGCCCUCCACCACCACAGGAGGCCAAGAUUAAUGAUAUGCUAUUGGAGGCAAGCACUCAGUUCCAGAAGAAACAGUCCAAAGGCACCAUUGACGUGUGGUGGUUGUUUGAUGACGGCGGUCUGACCCUGCUGCUGCCGUACAUUCUCACCACCAGGAAGAAGUGGAAGGACUGUAAAUUGAGGAUCUUUGUUGCCGGGCAACCUGGACGCACUGAGCAGGAUAAAGAGGACAUGAAGACCCUGUUGAUCAAAUUCCGAAUUAACUGCAGUGACAUCAAUGUCAUCGACGACCUUCACAUCGGCCCCAAAUCAGAUAACUGGAAGGCAUUUGAAGACAUGAUUGAACCGUUCCGUCUGCACGAGGGUGGCAAAGACAAGGCCCGCAGUGAAGCAUUGCGAGAAGAAUCGCCCUGGAUGAUCACAGACGAAGAGCUCAGCAGCUUCGAAGAAAAGACUAACCUGCAGGUGCGCCUGAAUGAGCUUCUCUGGGAGAAGUCAAGUUCGGCUAACCUCAUCAUAGUGAGCAUGCCUAUUGCCCGCAAGGAGUCUGUCUCUGAUCAUCUCUACAUGGCUUGGCUGGACACUCUGACCAAGAACCUCCCUCCCACACUACUCAUCCGAGGAAACCACAAGAGUGUCCUCACCUUCUACUCCUGAGCGGGAGGGAGAGGACAACGGCAGACAACCUUGCUAAAAUUUAAUUUUUGAAAGGACAUUGUGGUCGGUUUCAUUUUAAGGGAACUUGUGCCAGAACAGACUCAAAAUGCAGAAACAUUUACAACAUGACUUUAGUGAUGUUAAUUUCUGGAGUGGUCGGCUAUCUGAAUGCAUGGAAUAGGUUUCAAUGCUUACAAAGUAGGCAAAUAAAAAUCUAGAGUUGGUAAUGCUUUUUCCCCUAGCGAGGCCACAAUAUAAUAAAACAGUCUAGUUAUGUACAAUUCCACCAUACCUGGGCAUGUUGUUGGUUGGCAAAAUGGCAGGUCACUGCUAUCAAAACAUUUUAUAACUGUAAAAUAAAAGCAUUAAUAUAGAGUAUAUCAAUGCAUGUUUAGUAUUUUUGAUAGUAAAGAAUGAAUAUGGAAAACUCACAGGUGUUGGGUAUAUGCUGAUUUCUGUCAUUAGGCCAUACGAAAGUAUGCACUUUUGUUAUUGUUUGACAUGCAUAGUGUGUUGCUGUAUUAUAAAGCCGUUUAUCUAUUUCAUAUGAAUGUCUAAAUAUUACAAAGGGUACGCUAUUCAUUUUUUACCUAUAGCAUAACAUACUCCUUUGGGUUAAUGAAAAUUGCUUAAUUGUCUGUAUAUUUUUAAUUCAGAAUUAUAUGUCUUAUUAAAUGUGAUCAUUUGAUUCAAAGAAUAAUUAAAAUAUUGUCUUCUUA